Molecule: messenger RNA, 3387 nt
Organism: Daphnia magna
Lineage: Eukaryota; Metazoa; Arthropoda; Branchiopoda; Diplostraca; Daphniidae
Exons: 5
Source: RefSeq, a predicted model, not a curated record
AUGGAGAAAAAAUUACUACUCUUUUGCAUUCUAACUACAUUGCAAACAACCCACACAAUCUUCUCGUCUGUAUGCGAUUGCAACUAUGUUAAAACACGAGGAAUUCUAGAUAUUAACUCACCAUACUAUUGCCAAAACCCCAGCACUAAUCAUCAACCACGAUACCUAACAAAUUAUACGCUAAUGACUAAACAAAAUCCAGUAAAAACUUGGAAAGGAUGGACUUGCAAACAAUGGAUUAAGACUAAGAAAAUAACCGGAUCUUUCUGGAUAGGAUCUUUUGACACAGUUUAUUCACAGGAAACAAAAUUGCUCUCAGCAAUUGAAUGCUGGGAAAUGGUAAAUAAUAAAAAAUGUGGGGGUAAUCUUAUGCAGGCAGGAACAACAACGUUGAGUUUUACAUCAACUCCUACAGGGGAAGGGAAGUGGUAUGCUAUCAAAGAAUACCAUGCAUUAAAUUGUUUAGCAGAAGAGAUAACAUUAAAACAAGAGACACCAGAAAGCUUAGUGGAAAGUCCAUUUGGAUUCUUAAACACCACUCAGCAAGAAGGGGAGUAUACACAAAAUCAUAACACCAUAGUAUGGGGAGAUAGAUCAACAAAUUCAUCAAAUUCACAAAUUAUUUUUAAAGGUGAAGGGUAUAUAGAAUUAACAAACUCAAUGAUUAAUGUAAAUACUAGCCGUCUUCUUGAUAAUAACAAGCAGAUAGAAAUAACUUUCUCUAACAAACCAGAUAUAAAUAAUAAAGAAUUUGCCCAACCUGGAUUAAAAGUAGUAGGGAUGCCUUUAACAUUUCUUAUUUUUCCAAACCAAGUAAAUGUAGAUACAUGGUCUUGCAAUGAAUACGCAGAUCCAAUAGCGAGCAAAGUAAAACGGUCGACUAAUAACGAAAUUGAAUUUCUUGACAAUCGUGCUAAGAAAGAAGCUAUGGGAAAAAGACUUUACAGUAUAUCGUAUGCAUGGGGUUCGAUACGAAUGGGACAUCCUAUAAUAACAAACGUAGAAGAAAAUGGAAUAAUGACUAAAAAAGAUACAAUUGCGUAUCUCAUGGUUAAUGGUUCAUCAAUAAACACGCAAGUAUCAGUCCACAACCAAUAUGAUAUCCAAGAUCCUUUGCCAACAGGAACAAAAUUCGAAUACAUCGUAGAUCACAGCAUAAGGCUUAUGAACACUAACAUCUGCAUCGUGGCAAAUGAAAACAAUCAAAUUAUGGCAGAAAAUUGUACCGAAAAAACAUCAAGAUGGAUACUGGAUUUAAUUAACUACCAAUGGAUUUCUCUAGAAACAGGCCUGUGCAUCACCUUACAUGAUGAAGAAGAAGGACGACUUAGAUUGGCAACACUAAAAACGUGCAGUAGACAGGGAACAAUUAGUGAAAAUCAACAAUGGGUUAUCGAAAUCCUAACAACAAACCCGGAUGUGUUGGACAAUUUCCCAGAUGCAUCCAUUGACGAAUUCGAAGAAAUCCAGUUGGAACAGAGGACAUCAGUAACAACGACCGUCAGUUCGCCAAUUUUUGGAGGAUUAUUGAAGCGGAACCAUGGGAGAGGAAACAUCAUAUGGGACAUGAUAGGAUGGGGACUAAUGAAACAUGGUAAGUCACCCGAUGAAAAAUGUUUAACACACAAUGGCGUUAACAAACCAAUAACACUCGAAGCAUGCGAUCCUAACUGGAUCAAAUGACAAUUAAUGGCAAGUGAUAGAACAGGACUUCAUUCAGGCGCUUCGGACCGGAAAUGCCUAACAAGACGGAUCGACAAAUUAUCGUUGGGACACUGUCAUGGAACAAGCCAGAAACAACAUUUUAGUUUCGAGUACCGGAAUCCACAUCAACCUAGAACAUUGACGGCAGCAGCAAUAAUAUCUCUACAUACGCAACACGCCUUACUUGGAAAAAAUCUACCAAUCUUGCCACCAUUAAACCAUCGUGAUCCAAAGGAGAUUAACUAUAAAACAAACGCAACGGAAGGAAUAACUAAAAAUUCGACCAUAACGACAAAAUCAGCAACAUCCAUGACUGCUACAACAGAUAAAUCAGUCAUACCUUCCAUUGCAGCCAAGGCUUCAACACAACAAAAAGAAAAUACAGCACACGAACUUGUAAUAGAUGACUAUCUACCGCUAAAUGACGCUAAUACAAGUAACGGUCUACCAAAAUCCACUGAGGAGCUAAGUGACUUGAUAAAAUACGAGCUUGGAAAAAUGCACGAGCAAUACAAAAUCAGUAUUGAAACUGAACACGACAAUAAAUUGGCAAAAGAAAUUCGGGAUGUUUACUGCCAGUUGUCAAAGAUAAAACGAACGCAAGCCAUAAUCUUAGCCCAAACAAAUGGAUUGCUUGCAGCCGCCGCACUCGGACUUCCAAUGUGUACAAGGAUAUAUGGUUUUGGUCAAGCCAUGACAUUGCAACAAUGCGACCCAAAAAGGAUAUCACUAUCAGCAAAAGAGACCAAGUGUGGGUUCCAGCCAUUUUUUGUUUACGGAAAAAACAACUGUACGAUCGGACUCGACGGAUGGUCUAUUCAUCCGUAUUCGGAGUGCUUUUGGAAAUCCCAAUUGAUAAACAUCAACGGAUAUCCUCAUACGUGGCAACAUAACGCCACAGCAGGAGACUGGAUUAAACAAGAGGCGACCAUACAUACUUCAAAUCUGGAUUUAAUUGCAGAAUUCGAAGAACUGCACUUAAACAGUUUCGACUAUGGAUUAAGGAACCAUCCAGCUCAUGGAACCAUGGAAAUGGAACAGCUAAACAUUUUAAAUGACCUGGUGGGACGAAUUAAUGAAGGAGAAGGCAAAGAGUUACCUGACAUCCUAGUAACAGAAGAGCAGGACAAUCAAAUCGGAAACAUGUUUUCCUGGUUUGACACAUUAAAAAUUAUGGCUCUCUCAGCGAUAGGAUUCAUCCUAUUUCUCAUCUGUCUAAGAAUUUUUAUUGCCUGUAAUCCUAUUCCACGGAUUAAGGAAAGCUUCAGACGACGCAAGCAAUCACGUAACGUGAGCGAAAGUGAUGGUCAAGAAAUGGAUUCAAUGAUACCAGAACCCAUCUACAGCGCUGGAGGAGCAAAUGAAAAACCGUUCAUUAGGGAAUUUGCACCUUUAAUGACGUUAGCAACAGAAACACCAAAAGAAACCCUUACGUCGAUAAACACACCAAGUGCACCAAAGAAAGGAAAAUUGUACCCUAUCGAAGAAUUAAAAUGGGAAAACGAGCAAAACAAGGAAUGUACAGGUAGCCACACGACCUGCAGCUAUGUCAGUACACCGACGGAAAAGCAAAUCAAUCUUCCUCAGCAGAAUCACUCAAAUGAUUCAAAACAGCCAAUCGGACUUGGCGGUGCUCAAGUCGUAUUUGGAUAUCGGCAUACGUCAACUCCGGAUAAAAAUUAG